This is a messenger RNA of Rhododendron vialii, 2579 nucleotides long. RefSeq names its product E3 ubiquitin-protein ligase RSL1-like. The transcript has 3 exons. Bases 122 to 1639 code for a protein of 505 amino acids. Gene Ontology annotation, cellular component: ubiquitin ligase complex; cytoplasm. The record is from RefSeq and is a predicted model, not a curated record. Gene Ontology annotation, molecular function: RNA-DNA hybrid ribonuclease activity; ubiquitin protein ligase activity; ubiquitin conjugating enzyme binding. Gene Ontology annotation, biological process: positive regulation of proteasomal ubiquitin-dependent protein catabolic process; ubiquitin-dependent protein catabolic process; protein polyubiquitination. NCBI's taxonomy places the organism in Eukaryota, Viridiplantae, Streptophyta, Magnoliopsida, Ericales, Ericaceae.
GAGAGAGAGAGAGAGAGAGAGAGAGAGAGAGCAAGGAGAGGGAGAGUGUAACUGAACCCUGGAGUAUUACAUAACUUAUUAAAAUCUAUCGCUUCCCUUUUUUCCUGCAUUUGGCGCGGACAUGGACUUCGAUGAUGACGAACUACAUACCAUUCUCAUCGAGCAAAGCCGCGAACUCCCCGCGGCCAUGAUCUUCGAGUCCGACCUCGACCUAUCAUUCCAAAUCCAGAUGCAAGAGGCACUCAAAGCCUCCGUCGCUCUCCACCACUCCGACGACGACGACGAAACACCUCCUCAGUUCCAGCUUCCGAACGACCACGUCAGCUUCGCCAGCCUCCUCGCCGAAGACAUCGCGAGGUACGAGCGAGAGCGCAGCGACCGCAAGCACGCCGAGGCCGAGACCCUCCGCAUGCGCGACGACCUCGGCCGUCGGAUCCACGACCAGGCCUUCGCUCGCGACCUGAGCCGGAUCCCCGACCCCGAGUGGGCCAAAACCGGCGACCAAUUCGUCAGGCCGUACGGCCAGGGCUCCUCUUCCACUUCGUCUUCGUGUUCUGCCGCGGUUCCCAAUGCGGAGCCUCUCAGGUUGUAUUUCAAGGGUUUGCUGAGAGAGGAGACCGCAAGAGGUAAAACGACGUCGGCGGGUGUAGGCAUCGCCAUUUGCGACAUGAGAGAUGAUAGGGUUUUAGAAAUGAGGAAGCCUUUGGUUUGUGGUGGUGAUAUUGUGAGCCCCGAGGCGGUUGAGGUGAAAGCUUUGAUAUUAGGGCUCGAGGCUGCUGUUAGUUUGGGCAUAAAACGGCUCACAGUCUUUUGCGCUGACAGUUCGCUCCAUCAGUAUGUUACUGGAAAAUCGAUACCACGGCAGGGAAAUAUUGCCACCUUGGUCGGUCAGGUAACUCUUCUCCAAAGGAAGUUUUCAUAUUGCGGUCAAGUGCUAGUAAGACAUAAUGAUAUCAAGUUUGCACUCAAACUUGCAAAUGAGGCACUAGUUUCUCAGGUCACCUGGCCGGAAGCAAUCAGCAGUAGUGAAAAUAUAAAGGAGACUUGUGCAAUUUGUUUAGAAGAUAUGAAUAGUGGUAAGAUGUUUGCUAUUAAUGGUUGCCUGCAUCGUUACUGCUAUUCUUGUAUGAAAUCACAUGUACAUGUGAAGUUGGUUCAAGGGAUGCUUCCAAAAUGCCCUCAUGAAGGAUGCAAGACUGACCUCACUACAGAGAUGUGCAAAACAUUCUUGACACCGGAGUUAUGUGAUAUUAUGUGCCAACGUGUGAAGGAAUCAUCCAUUGCUGCAACAGACAAAAUCUACUGCCCAUACCCUACGUGCUCGGCAUUAAUGUCGAGAAUUGAAGUUUCUGCGAAUACUCGUGUCGGUGGACCCUGCAGAUGCAAGAGGUGCCAGGGCCUGUUCUGCUUGUAUUGCAAGGUCCCUUGGCACAACAACAUGAGCUGUGGUACCUACAAAAGGUCUAAUCCUUCCCCAUCUGCAGAAGAUGCAAAGCUGAAGUCUCUUGCAAGGAAGAAUCUGUGGCGCCAGUGUGUGAAAUGCAGCCAUAUGGUUGAACUUACAGAAGGUUGCAACCACAUUACCUGCAGUGCCAUCCCAAACCCAAUUUGCCACUGGGCUAGCCAGUUUAUUUUGUAGCGACGAACAAGACAGAGGAUUGGAGGGUGAUCUAUUAUUUUUGCAAUGGAUACAACUUACCACUUGGCUAGCCACUUGUCUUUUAUUUUCCUUCAGUUUAGUAACACGCAUGGAUGUUGGUAUCAAAGUAAUGGCAAAGCCAGAUGUGGUGGGCUAUUCAGGAACAAGGAAGGAGAAUGGCUACUGCCUACUGGAUUUCUAUGGCAAAUUUGAUUGCAACUCAAGUCUUGAGAUAGAAUUAUUGAGGUCUCACAAUUAUCUAAGCCAAGGGCAGUACAGAUAUUAAGAUUGAAGCUGAUUCUUUAGAAGCGGUCCUGCUCAUCAAUGGGGAACCUGAGCCUAAUCAUCCUCACCGUGCUAUUAUCGAUGACCCUCGUCUCUUGCUAAACUGAACAGGUUCAUCCCUCUUCCACAUUUACCGGCAGGCAAACAAGUGUGCUGAUCACCUGGCUCAUCUUGGUGCUGAACAAGAGGAACAUCUAAUGGUGUGGGAGGAAACACCCCCUUCCGUCAGAUACUUCCUCCGUGAUAUCCUGGGUGUUGGUUGCCGUAGAGACUAAUUUAGUGUCUGUUUUGUAACUUUUUAACUCUGUUUCUGUUUUUUGCUGCUGUUUGUUUCUUCUGAAUUUUCCGGUAUACCCAAAAGAAAGUUCGUAACUCCCUUCACAAAUCCCAUGAUCAAAACACGAUUCGGUAUUCAUACUGAGAUUAAGGCAACUGAGCUUUAGAUAAUUUUAUUUCUCUAUCUGCCCCUUUACAAGUUGUCUUUGUAACAACUGCUUGUCGAGACUCGGGUUGUUCCUCCUCUUACUUCCUCAGCAUCAAUUUCACCUAAGACUACCGUGAUUGGAAUGAAUCUACUAAUAUCUCAGGUUGCUUCUUUCUUUGUUUGUUGACCUUUGCCUCAAUAAUACUGUUGCCAGUCAUACUUUUCUUGUGC